CUGGGGAAUAACCUUAAACACGAUGACGUUCUUUGUUUGAAUGGUCGCACACCAGUGAUUCAUCAGCAAACUCAACGUUAUAUUCCCAGUACCACAUGGAAGUGCUGCUCAAAAGAUUUCUUUUGCAGGUCACACACCAGAGCUUCAUCAUCAGGCUUAAGACUUUGAUCCACUUUUUCGAUACGUUUGAGCUUUGUAGCUCCAGUAAAAAUUAACGAUAAAGAAAUCGUGAACACCAGGAAAUAUGAAUUUAGACCAGACUAAGAACCACAUUUAGUCUAUUGAAACGAGGAGCGCAUCCCAUUUAUAAGAAAAAAACCGGAUUUUCCGGUGGGAACCGGGCCUUUCCUCUAUAGUCUACAAAUAAAACUUUAAAAAUGCAUGUUCUUCUUUGCUCACUAGGAAGGUGCCUUAUAUCUGUCAAUGCUUCCGACAGAUGCUUUACAAGCCACUGUCAUCAAGGAAUUGAUGCUAGAAUUCGAGGAAAGUCGGUUCGCUUGUAUCACAACUGAAACAUCACGGAACGAUGCCCUGUUUUCUAAUCUCGCCCACUACACGGUAAACAAUGGCCGACAAGCGGCCUCACCAAGGUGCAUUAUUCUCAGAGAAGACAAUCUGAUGGAAAAACUCAGCGCUGGAUUAGCAGCCAUCAGUGCAAGCGGCGUGCGGGUGCUCGUUGUACACUGUAAGAGCAAUGAGAGUACUGCCAUAAUAGCGCUCGCGAGAAAAUUCAGGUUUAAAUUGCUGGGACAAGAUUUUGUGUGGAUUUUCACUGAUAAAGCUGUUACUGCGGACGCAAGUUCUUUUCCCGAAGGCUCAUUUGGCAUAGAAAUCGCUCAAGGGAUUGGAAAUGCCAGUAUGUUAACGUUAUACAAAAGACUGUUAGAAGACUCGGUGAAACUAUUUGCCAACGGUUUGAUGAACGCGGUCACUGGCUUAACGCACAGAACAAAGUUGGAACGUCUGAAGGGGGAGCUUUUUACCACUCACAAAAGGCAGAUUUACAGGGAAAUGGUAUGUCAGAGUUUCCCUGGCCAAACGGGACCAGUCCAAUUCAGUCGCAACGGGGAACGAACCUCAUUCAGAUUUACCAUCGUCAAGGCCGUGCGACAGCACGAAGAGGCACAAGUUUGGCACGUCAUGGGACAUGCUUGUCCAGAAUGGAUCCAUGAUGACGGCCCACAUAAUCUAAAGGCCUUCUUACCAAAGGACCUACCCAAGCCGCGCCACUUGAGAAUAGUGACCAUUAAACACGAGCCUUUCACAGCGAUCCACGACGUCUAUUACAGCAGUAGACUGGGUACGAGUUGUCCGGCUAACACAGUCCCUUGUAGAGAGUUCAAUAACGGCAGCCACACUUCCUCAAACACGGCUCACGGAGGAUUGUGGAAACAAAGCGAAGGUGCCUCGAAAAUCCUGUGCUGUUACGGUGUUAUGAUCGACAUUUUGUUAAAAAUCUUAGAAACUGAAGAGUUCUCGUUCGAUCUUUACCUAGUCAAGGAUGGAAAAUAUGGAUCCCUGGACCCGGACACCAAACAAAUGAACGGAAUGAUCGGCGAUGUUUACCGAGGAUUUGCCGAUCUUGCUCUCGCAGUGAUUACGAUCACCGAAGAGCGUUCGGAGUACGUCGGUUUCACGACUCCUUACAUCGGAACUUCGCUGAAGUUCCUGGUCAAGCGGUUUAAAUCGAGGCCUAGAAAUUUUGCGCAAACAAUAAGCGACAUGCGACUUAUGAAAUCCUUUAGCAUGGAGUUGUGGUUUACAUGUUUAGCAGCUUUCUGUGCCAUUGCAAUAACCGUAUGGGGAAUAGAGAAAGUGUAUUAUUACAGGGAACAUAGAAGUCCGUAUCUUUUACCCUUCGAAUUCGUGGCUUACGUUUACGGUAACAUAUUUCAUGUACCACUCACGAAAAUUCAGGCCAAGACUUACUCCGUUCCUGUUGUGAUGGUAGUAGCGAACUUUGCAGCCCUAGUGUUAGUGAGCUCGUACACGGCCAACUUACUGGCUUCUCUCAUCACUGUGGAAGACAUCACUGUCGUAUCAGGCAUCGGGGACGAAAAGCUAGUAGAUCCACCUGAAGGAUUCACAUUUGGAACUAUAAAGGACACGAGCACAGAGGACUUCUUUAGAAAGAGUAGUAGUGCAAGGCUUAGAAAGAUUUAUGAAAACAUGAAAGAUCACAACGUGGAGACUUUCUCCGAUGGAAUGAAAAAAGUUCGAUCAGGGUGGGUUUUAUUAUUAUACAUAAAGCACGUGACAUUUAUUUCUCUUGUUGAGAUAUAUCAGACACUAAAGACCAUGUUUGACCACAUUUCCAAACACGGACAAGAGAGAUGAAAAUACGAUUGGCAGCGGAGUAUUUUUGACGAACUUCAAGGUGUUUGGAAAUGUUGUCAAACACGGUCUUUCGGGCAUUGUUUAUAUGUCUUCUCAUGAUCAAUCGAAACUAAAACUAAGGCGAAAACGGAGAAAUGAUAUUAUAAAUAUCUAUGCUAAUUAAGAUCAGAUAUCCAAAUGCUCUCUCGGUCACGAUUUUCUUUGCUGAACCUUAUGAGAGUAUAAAUGGGGGUUUUGGUAAUACAGUGAAACCUGUAUUAAGCCGGCGGACCCC
Orbicella faveolata is the source of this 2611-nucleotide messenger RNA. RefSeq names its product glutamate receptor ionotropic, NMDA 2B-like. Lineage: Eukaryota; Metazoa; Cnidaria; Anthozoa; Scleractinia; Merulinidae. Gene Ontology annotation, cellular component: membrane. The record is from RefSeq and is a predicted model, not a curated record. Gene Ontology annotation, molecular function: ligand-gated monoatomic ion channel activity.